Molecule: messenger RNA, 312 nt
Organism: Peronospora belbahrii
Lineage: Eukaryota; Oomycota; Peronosporomycetes; Peronosporales; Peronosporaceae
Source: the annotation of a GenBank genome assembly
AUGCUUUGGCUCAAAGACACGUCCAAGUCGCUGUGGUCGGUGUCAGACAGCAUUUUAUUGCUCGAAAGCUUGUCAACAAGUGGACUGGCAACUCAACGAAUGAAAUUGGUGCAUGAGUCCUAUUCGAUGGAUCAGAUGCUGCCGAUGAUCAAUCAUAGCUGUGACCCUAAUUGUGCUAUCACAUUCGUUUCAAAGACUCUGGACAUGGAAAUUCGAGCGAUGAAGCCUAUCAAGUCUGGCGAAGAGAUUACACAGACUUAUGUUGAUAUUGCACUGCCACGCCGAGCUAUGGACGCAGGAACGCCAGGAUGA